GGUAGUGACGCGGCCAGCAUUUGGGGUAGACAUUAGAAACGACAAGGAACGCAAAAUUACCGACACAGCAUUUAGGCAGGCUCCUUCCUGAGAAGGCGGUUUGUAACUGUUGCACUGUAACAACGUAAGAUGCCACCAUGAGGUUUUGCCGUAUACUGGCAUGGAAACGCAAUGAACACCGAUCCGUGUCACAAAUACUGUCAGUCAUACAGAUGAAAGCCGAUAGCAUCACACUGCAUGAGGAACCGUCAAGUUUACACUCGGGGUUGGGAUGUUAAAAGCGGGCGUCAGAAGCUCAGCAUGGAAAGUGGAAAGUCGGUAAGGGAAUUAGGCGACUGAUAUUGCACUCCCAUCCCUGCACGGCAGUCCCGUCCCGAAUGGAGAACAAUCACUGCAAGAUUUGUAGAGGUACAGUUUGUUCCAAGGCACGAAACAAGAACCUCUAUCCUCCAGGCUCGGGGAUCAAUCGCCGCACACUUUACCGGUCUCCUCAGUCACAAGAGCCUGAUCCUAUGUUCACAGUGUCGUAUGAAAGGCAACAGGCCCAAGACCGGGAAACCAUACGGGCAAUGCUCACCGGGAGGACUUUACCUGUUGCCCAACACGCCCGGAGUCGUGGUGGUGCAGCGCCAACUGGGUCCCGGGCAUCGAUGACACACUCAUACCAGCUGGCCGCUGCCACGGAAGGAUGUCCAACUGGCCUGAUGGCCGUCCCCGCUUCUCGGGGGCCUGUACCAUCCCACCUCCCCUGGUCCCUAGGACGCACCCGCAAGCCCCAUCCAUCCUCCGCUCGCGCUCAACCGGAAGCACCUACUACACACGCUACUGGGGUAUUAUCCAACCGAAAAGUACGCCUACUAUUCCCCCCCCCCCCUUUUUUUUUUUCCACUUCAUUGACUUUCUAUUCCAGGGAGCAACAAAGAUGACAAGCGAUGAUAUUGGUGUCAUCCUGGUCACGAAAACAUCGAUGCCAGCUAUCUCUGAGUCUACAGCACCCGUAUACUGGGAUAUGAACCUCUUUUCAUCGCUGCUCAAUCCUCAACCAUCUCCCAGCCUUUACUCAAUCCACUAGAAGUGGCGUCAUUUUUCACUGUAUUUUUACCAUAAAAAGAUUUAUUAGUUAAAAAUGGCCACGUUUUUUAACCAAUCAAAAACAUGGAAAUGAGCUGAACUUGGGCUCGGCACCACUCUUUGCCGCUCCCCCUCGGCUCUUUUAAUUUUACGCGUGGUUCACCUGAUAGCAGCCCGAAGCAAAGCUUGGGCGAGCUUGAGUGGCUUGAUUGCAAGCAUGCAGCGUCAAUGGUGACGGCUACCUAAACAGCAGGUGGAAACGAGGAGGAUGGGGAAAUCUUG
Molecule: messenger RNA, 1353 nt
Organism: Cantharellus anzutake
Lineage: Eukaryota; Fungi; Basidiomycota; Agaricomycetes; Cantharellales; Hydnaceae
Exons: 4
Coding region: 378-926 (182 amino acids)
Source: RefSeq, a predicted model, not a curated record